AUGUGGACCACUGCCUUGGGCGUGUUCGCGUCCAUCCUCUUGCUGGGAUGGCAGUCCCUUUUUCAUAAUCAGGAUUAUGUACCUGCGACAUUGAGGCCCAUCGGCAUCGCACGGGUGCCAUCGGCACGUUUGCCCACGGCCGUGCGGCCGUUGCAUUAUGACCUGUCGAUUUUAUCAGACCUCGAGCAUCUUCAAUUCUACGGUGGCGUAAACAUCACGCUGCACGUAGAGCAGCCUACAUCGGUCGUCGAGUUUCAUGCCGGUGCCAACUUGAAGAUGGGCGAUGUGCGCAUUGCGACGCACAGCGGCGAGUAUGCCGCCCCGCCUCUACGGAUUCCAGAUAGGGAACGCGUGCGCGUGUUGCUUCCCCGCCGUCUCGAGACCGACGAGCUCGCACACAUUCUCGUCAGCUUUCGUGCGCCCAUUGAUCACAGUAUGCGCGGCUACUAUUACUCGACAUGGCGCCACAACGGCGAGUCAGGGCAUUAUGCGCUCACGCAAUUUGAGCCGACCUCGGCUCGGCGCGCCUUCCCAUGCUGGGACGAGCCAUCUUACAAGGCCACAUAUUCGUUCCGCAUGUUACACAGCGAAAAUACCACAGCGCUGGCUAAUAUGCCAUCGGUACGGCGCCGCACGGCACGGGCCGAUGACAUGCAGCGGCUCUUGCAUGCGUCACCCGACCUACGUGGGGCAUGGCUGAUGACAGAAUUCGACACCACACCUCGCAUGUCGACGUACCUUGUGGCGUGGGCAAAUGGUGCGUUUCAGCAUGUAUCCAAUACGGCUGCAUCGCCUCUCACAGGGCGCAAGAUCCCUGUCAGCUUGUACACAACGCCCGAAUUUAUUCAACAAGCAGCCUACACCACCGACGUCAUGGCACGUGUCUUGGCGAUGUACGAGAAAGUGUUUCGCAUUGCCUAUCCACUGCCCAAACUCGAUGCUCUAGUGUCUGCGGACUUUGACUUUGGAGCGAUGGAGAACUGGGGUCUGAUUACCGGACGAACGUCUGUAUUUCUGCACGAUGAGACCAUGGGGCUGCGUGGCCAAAAGAAUGCCGCCAGUGUCAUGAGCCAUGAAAUCGCUCACAUGUGGUUCGGUGACAUUGCGACGAUGGCUUGGUGGGAUAACUUGUGGCUCAACGAGGCCUUUGCGACGCUUAUGGGCGAAGCUAUCAUCUUGGACCGCGUGUACCCUGAAUGGAAAAGUUCGAGAGAGUUCGUUGUAAUGCAUUGGAUGCGCGCUCUGGAACUUGAUGCGAUGCGCUCCUCUCAUGCGAUCGAGAUUCCCUUCCGCAGCGCGCGUGUCGAGGAUGAGAUUGCGCAGGUGUUUGAUGCCAUUUCCUACUCCAAGGGCGCUAGUGUGCUCCGUAUGUUGGCUCAAGUGCUCGGCGAAGAUGUGUUUCUACAUGGCGUAAGUCGAUACCUCCAACGUCAUUUGUACGGUAACACACGGACCAAUGACUUGUGGGAUGCCAUGAGCGAGGUAUCCGGGCGUGAUAUACGCACGCUUAUGACCAGCUGGGUACGGCAGCAAGGCUAUCCUGUGAUUACAGCCACCGAGUCAGACUCUUCCAUUCAUGUGCGCCAGAACCGUUUUCUCUUGACGGGAGAUCCAUCACCAGAAGAGGACGACACGUUGUGGCAUGUACCAUUGGGUCUCAAGGUGCCAGGCGCCGUCAACAAGACGUUGAUGUUACCAGGUAUUCGAGCCAUGACUAUCGAUAACACAAAUGCCUCGAUCUGGAAAUUGAACGCUGAUACGAUGGGUGUGUAUCGAGUUGCUUACGAGCCGAACCAUCUGGAAAGAUUGGGUCGGUCUCCGCCUGGUUUCUUAUCGGUAGAAGACCGGAUUGGGCUGCUGGAUGAUGCAUUUGCCCUAGCUCAGGCGGGCUACACAAAGACGUCGGCAGCUCUUACACUCACGCACGCAUUCCGCAAUGAGUCCAGCCAAUUGGUCCUGCAGGCCAUGGCUCUCCGCUUGGAGCACCUGGCCAGUGUGUGGUGGGAGCGGCCGGAACGUGCUAUGAUCGAGCAUUUCCAAGCUGAUGUGUUUGGUCCUCUAGCUCGUCAACUCUCGUUUGAAGGAGGUGGCCAUGAGCCCAGCGAUGUGCGUGAAUUGCGGGCUACAGUCAUCGCAGCAGCAGCGGCAGGAGGUGAUGCAUGGACCAUUGGUGAAAUUCGCCGUCGCUUUGCGCCCUUGCAGAGUCGAAACGAAAGUCUGAUUCACCCCGAUCUCAUUCGCACAAUCCUGACACAUGCCGUCAAACAUGGUGGGAAGGCUGAGUAUGAGACAGCAUUGCGCAUGUAUCGGGAGCCUCGUACGCCUUUACACCGAAACUAUGCACUCAUGGCUCUGGGCAGCACGCAACAACCCGCGCUGAUCGAACGUACGAUCAAGCUUGUAUUUGACGGUGAGGUGCCUUUGCAGGAUUAUACAUACAUUUUCCAAGCGCUUGCUAGUAAUGUACACAGCAGGCGUCGUCUCUGGGAGGCUACCAAACAGCAUUUCGAUGAGCUCUCUGGAUCACUACGCGGUAACUUCGGUCUCAUGGGUGUCGUAAAGGCAGCGGUCAGUUCUUUAUCAAGCACAGCCGACCUAGAGGAUGUGCGCCAAUUUUUCCAAAGACGCAAUGACACGUCCUUUUACAGUCUGAGCCUCGCACAGAGUAUUGAGGCCGUUGCAUCUCAGUCGCACUGGCUCGCUCGCGACGCUGACGACGUGCAGGCAUGGCUUGUGCGUCACACUCGUUCUUAG
This is a messenger RNA of Malassezia restricta, 2754 nucleotides long. RefSeq names its product aminopeptidase. Gene Ontology annotation, molecular function: peptide binding; metalloaminopeptidase activity; zinc ion binding. The coding region runs from base 1 to 2754 and encodes 917 amino acids. Gene Ontology annotation, biological process: peptide catabolic process; proteolysis. The transcript has a single exon. Gene Ontology annotation, cellular component: cytoplasm. The record is from RefSeq and is a predicted model, not a curated record. NCBI's taxonomy places the organism in Eukaryota, Fungi, Basidiomycota, Malasseziomycetes, Malasseziales, Malasseziaceae.